This is a messenger RNA of Oryza brachyantha (malo sina), 915 nucleotides long. Its product is annotated as leucine-rich repeat extensin-like protein 3. NCBI's taxonomy places the organism in Eukaryota, Viridiplantae, Streptophyta, Magnoliopsida, Poales, Poaceae. The transcript has a single exon. The record is from RefSeq and is a predicted model, not a curated record. The coding region runs from base 77 to 538 and encodes 153 amino acids.
UCGUCUCUUCUUCUCCCUCGCGCACACCACCAUCUCUCUCUCUCACUGCACUCCACUAGUAGACUCUCUCGCGGCCAUGGCGUCGUACACGCUGCUCGUCAUCCUCGUCUUCUCCGCGCUUGUCUCGCCGCCGCGGCUCGCCGUCGGAGACAGCUACCCGGCCGACUGCCCCUACCCCUGCCUUCUGCCGCCGCCCACGCCCGUCGUCACCACCAACUGCCCGCCGCCGCCGUCCACCUACUCCUACCCCCCGCCGCCGUCUUCCUCUUACAACACGCCGCCGUCGUCGUCGUACUGGAACUACCCGCCGCCGCAGGGAGGAGGCUACAUUCCCUACUACCAGCCUCCCGCCGGCGGUGGCGGUGGCGGUGGAGGAGGUUUCAACUACCCGGCGCCGCCUCCGCCGAACCCCAUCUUGCCGUGGUACCCUUGGUACUACAGGUCGCCGCCGUCGUCGUCGGCGACGGCGAGGGGACGAUCGUUUCUUGGCUCGGUUGCCGCGGUAACAGCUGCUGCUGCUUUAAUUAUCGUGUUUUAAUGUAGCUCAUCCCCUUUUUUUCUUAGUUUAAAUUUCUAUAUUUUGGAGAGAUAUAUAAUGAGACGCCAUUGUCAUUCUAGCUACUAUAUACAAAUAUGAUAUAAUAUAAAUUUUGGCUUAAUUAGUUUACUUUUAUCUAGUGGAGUAACUAUUUGCAAGUUCUUCAAAUCAUAAUGCUACUGAUCACAAGAAUCUGCUUUUUUUUUUCCCGGCUACCUCUCUUUUCUAUUUUCUACCGAAUAAUGCUACUCCCAGCUUGUGUGAGUAUAUAUAUGUGUACGUUGUAAAAUGUUAAUUUGCGGAUUAUGAAUAAUGCUACUCCCAGUUUACUUUAGUGACACUAUCACAGUAUCACUGAAGAUUAAAUGAAUUGAUGA